UGUAUUAAAAAGUGCCUCUGUCUCGGCUUUAAAAUUUUAUAUCCCCCGCUAUAAAUUACAGUAUUCACCUCAUCCCCUUUAUAGCAUACCAACAAUGGAGAAAGCUAAAUGGAUUUUUUUGGCAUUCCUAGCCAUGCAGCUUCUUUCAUCUUUUUCCCAAGAACCUGAUACGUCGAGGUGGCUGAGCAUUGAUUGUGGUGCUGAUGGUUUACCCUUCGAUGACGACCUAAUCAUAUGGGAUACUGAUGACGGUUACAUUCAAAGCGGAUUAAAUGAACUAGUUCGUACAAAAACAUCUAGGAAUGAGCUCAACACCCUCCGGGCUUUCCCUGACAAAGCAGUAGAGCACUGCUACAAUGUGUCUGCUGUGACACAAACGAUCAGAUAUAUAAUCCGGCUAGGGUUCUAUUAUGGUAACUACGACGGUCUGUCUAAACCUCCAAGAUUUGAUCUCUUUAUUAACCAUGUAAAAUGGACAACAGUCGACACAUCCAUAAACAAUGGUCUGCCAUUUUAUGAAGAAAUCAUAUACCAAAACGAAAAAUCAGGGUCCUUCAAGAUUUGCUUAGUACAAAUCAAAGAUGGAGGGGUACCAUUGAUCAAUUCCAUUGAAACUAUGGUAGUAUUCGAUGAAUUGUAUCCAGAGAUGGAUACUAGUGCAACAUAUAGUCUUGUCACCAGGACCAACCUUGGGGGGCCAGAAGUAAGGUAUCACAUUGAUACUGAUGAGAUGUACAACCGAAUAUGGAGCAAGGAUGCUACGCCUUACACCAGGGUUACUGGUUUCCCAGAUUUUAACACAUACGAGAAUAACCCUCCUAUUACUAUAUUGGAAGAUGCCAUUGUAGCUAAUGGAUCUGACCCUAUCACCUUAAUCGUUAAUCUUCCACAAUCGACCCAACAAUCAGCUUACAUUGUUCUGUAUUUAACAAAUCUAGGUAACCCUUUCGAUUCUAACCAAACUACAACAUUGAAAUUUGAAAUCAACAGUCAGGAUCAAGGGACAGUGAAUUCAACAGGUAACGGAAAGACUACAGUAGUAGCCAAGUACCCUGUGACGGUAUCAGGCCCAACUAUUAAUAUAACAUUGUCACUUGCUGAUGAGUUCAGCUUGCCACCAAUGAUCUCUGCAAUGGAGGUGUUCACCAAAUGGGAUACUGGUCCUAGCAAAUCCACAGCAGCAGCAGAAUUUUUCUCCUUUGCAUAUUCACUGAUAUUACUUUGUAUGCUUGUAUUGGUGGUAUGAAGUGAGGAAAAAUAAUAGAUUGCCAUUUGCCACAACAUGCAGAAAAGGAACAGCAAUGUAACAUUUCGAAAACUUACUUGAUGUAGGCAGAUAUUAAUUUUAGAACAAUCCUGAUUGUUUUUCAGUUUC
Messenger RNA from Daucus carota subsp. sativus, 1375 nucleotides. RefSeq names its product leucine-rich repeat receptor-like serine/threonine-protein kinase At2g14510. The transcript is spliced from 3 exons. NCBI's taxonomy places the organism in Eukaryota, Viridiplantae, Streptophyta, Magnoliopsida, Apiales, Apiaceae. Bases 95 to 1246 code for a protein of 383 amino acids. The record is from RefSeq and is a predicted model, not a curated record.